CCCUGCUGUAAAUAAAAACUGUUGGAAUGCAAUACGAAUACAUUUUAGUUUACUGAUAACGGACUAUAUAUCCGAGGAUUCCGUUGCCUGGUGUUUAGAACGGGACAUCUACUUUUGUUUACUCUGUUAUCGAUUCUAUCCUUAUGUAAUCGAAACGUGCGCAGGCAGCAGCAGGACCGUUAUAUGGUCGGAUUGGGACGCAUUGUUGUGGCCCCUUUGAGUGUCAUGAUUCCCGGUAUCUUCAAGCACACGCGCUGCCGGAACAACAUUUACCCGGGUAGCGAUGUCCGCCGCUAUCCGGUACCGGAUGAAGAAGUGUGCUGGUCAGUGCCAUAUCCGGACUAUCAACCAUCUAUGUACGAAGCUAGCGCUCUCAAGGGCAAAGAAUGGGCCGAUCUGCCUGUUGACCAUCCUAGCUUUAAAGUUAAGUGGAAUCAGCUGGAUGGUAUUGUAAAUCGAGUUAGUUUUAUCAGCGCGUAUGAAAUACAUGACGGUUACCCAUUGAAUCCGUUCGGGAGAACAGGCCUCCGGGGACGGGGUCUACUGGGACGAUGGGGUCCGAAUCAUGCAGCCGAUCCUAUUGUGACUAGAUGGAAGAUUGAUUCCGAAGGUCGACCGGUGGUUAACGAAUCGUCCGGCUUGCCGGUGCUACAAAUGUGUGCCAUCGAGAGACACGACUGCGGGGAAUGGGCGAUUCCCGGUGGUAUGGUGGAUCCUGGCGAGGUGGUAAGCGCUACCUUGAAACGAGAAUUCCUAGAGGAAGCUAUGGCCAGCUCCAGUGGAACGGAUGAAAUUGAGAAGUUUUUCACUGGUGGGUCGGAAAUUUACAAAGGAUAUGUCGACGAUCCGAGGAACACGGAUAACGCAUGGAUGGAAACGGUGGCGGUGAAUUUUCAUGACGAGCAGGGAACCGUUGUCGGAGGGUUCAACCUUCACGCGGGAGAUGACGCCGCCAAGGUUAAGUGGAUGGACGUUACCGGGGAGGUUAAGCUGUACGCAAGCCAUGCAAGCAUUGUUCGGAAGGUGGUAGACAUGCUGGAUGGUCACUGGUAAGCACAUUGCAAAAAUUCUAUUUAUUCCAUGAUUGUUUAUUGAGUAAAAUGAUAACAUGUAGUACAGUUUAAUUUGAAUUUGCGA
This is a messenger RNA of Wyeomyia smithii (pitcher-plant mosquito), 1137 nucleotides long. RefSeq names its product ADP-ribose pyrophosphatase, mitochondrial. Gene Ontology annotation, molecular function: ADP-ribose diphosphatase activity. Lineage: Eukaryota; Metazoa; Arthropoda; Insecta; Diptera; Culicidae. The record is from RefSeq and is a predicted model, not a curated record. The transcript has 2 exons. Bases 184 to 1053 code for a protein of 289 amino acids.